UUUCUGCCAGUUGAUAUGCUGAAGGAGCCACCCCAGGGUGGUUUAGAGUGUGGGCCAAUAGAGGGCCGGCGGGCCGCGGAGGGGCGUCACUGUGAGGACGGAGAAGAAGCCGAGAAGAUGAUGGAGAUCGAGCAGAUGCUGAACGUUGAGCGGGUGCGAGCCCUGGAAGCCUGGCUGGAAACCACCAACACAAAGGUGGUUCAGGUGAACGGCCAGAGGAAGUAUGGAGGUCCACCUGAAGUGUGGGACGGCCCCGCCCCAGGAUCCCGCUGUGAGGUCUACAUCAGCGAGAUCCCUCGGGACGCCUACGAGGACCUGCUCAUCCCCCUGUUCAGCUCCGUGGGGCCGUUGUGGGAGUUCCGGCUGAUGAUGAACUUCAGCGGUCAGAACCGCGGCUUCGCCUACGCCAAAUACGGGACGUCAGCUGUAGCUACCGACGCCAUCCGCCUGCUGAACGGAUACAUGCUGGAGCCCGGCUUGCGCCUCAGCGUACGGCGAAGCGUCGAGAAGAGACACCUCUGUAUUGGAGAUCUGCCGGCUGCCACCAGGCAAGAUGACCUCCUGCAGGUGCUGCGUGUAUUUGCAGAGGGGGUGGAGAAGCUGUCCCUGAAGACCGGACCUGGAAUAGACGGGGUGUCUGCCAUCGUCACCUUCUCAUCCCACCACACUGCUUCCAUGGCCAAGAAGGUGGUGGUGGAAGCAUUCAAGAAGCACUUUGCGUUGACCGUCUCAAUCAAGUGGCAGACCACAGAGAAGCUGAACCCCAACGAGCCACAACAUCUUCAGAAACCUCCAAAGAGCCUUCCGCUGCCCCCGAAGCCUCCACGCCACGCCCACAACUCUCCACGCCACGCCCACAACUCUCCACGCCACGCCCACAGCUCUCGGCACUCAGUCCUGCCUCCUCGCCUGGCGGUCCCCCCAUCCGUCCCCCCAGGUUUCUGCAGAGCAGUGGGAGGACCCCGUGUCCCACAGCAGCUUCACCCCUCCUGCUCCUCCUCCUUCUGCUCCCAGGGGCAUCUACUGUUUGCAGGAUCCCCAGUGAUGCUCCUCCAGAAGCUGUGCGAGGCGGUUGGGGUCGGCGAGCCCUGCUAUGAGAUGCAGUACAGCCACGCUGGGCCGGAUGGGUUCCUCUACUUCACCUACAAGGUGCGCAUCCCUGGGAUCACCGCAAUCUUCAAGGGGCUGGUCACCAUCCUGCCAGGACCGAACGCCGGCACCAUGGAGGAGGAGGCUCGGAGGGCCGCGGCCCAGCAGGUCCUGCAGAGGGUUUACAACCACCAGCUCACCUCCUGAGCAGCUGUUCUCCUGCUGAUGCACUGUUCCAGUCUGUUUGUGUUGUCAGCAAUGUUGUAUCUAAAAAAAAAAAAAAAGAUUUGAUCUUUUAUGUAGUUUGUUGCUUUUUGCAUGUUUUUAUUAGAGUAGCAGAAGUUUGUCUCGUUUGUUUUAUGCAUGCUUUUUACUGUGUUUCGCUGUGUUCUGUGUUACUGGAUUGGUUACUCAUUUUAAAUAAAUGAGAUUUGAAAAGA
Messenger RNA from Amphiprion ocellaris (clown anemonefish), 1529 nucleotides. RefSeq names its product DND microRNA-mediated repression inhibitor 1 (gene dnd1). Gene Ontology annotation, biological process: negative regulation of miRNA-mediated gene silencing; mRNA stabilization. Gene Ontology annotation, molecular function: mRNA binding. Gene Ontology annotation, cellular component: cytoplasm; nucleus. Bases 16 to 1296 code for a protein of 426 amino acids. NCBI's taxonomy places the organism in Eukaryota, Metazoa, Chordata, Actinopteri, Pomacentridae. The transcript is spliced from 5 exons. The record is from RefSeq and is a predicted model, not a curated record.